UGAGGGAUCACAUCACCAGCGACCGUGCGACGCUCUCUCCAAUCGUUCCUCACUUUGACCUGGUAAGGCUGGACGACCACCAGCCAGGACAGCACGGAACAUAUCCACAAGAGCCGCAACAAUAUCAACUUCAUACUUGAAGUCCUGCCAUGUGGGAGACGAUGUCGACAGUGCCAGAUUUGUUGGAGUGGGAGGGGCGCAACAAAAGGCGCAACCCUCCUGCGACCAGACCCGCAAAUCUCGACUUCGCUGGAAAUCCCAACCACAUUACUGCCACAUCCCAAGGAAAGGAGAAGCUCUUAAAACACUUGCGAGCUGCUCAAUUUAUCGUUCUCCUGCGGGCUCGACCUCUUCAUAUAUUCUCAAUCCUUCGGUGGGGCAGAGUUUGCGCCAAUGUAGAGAUGCGUUGUCACUCGUUCAUAGGAAGGGAACUGGCCAUACAAUCCACCUACCUCUGUAUCAUGCCCAUCACUGACGUUGCUGAUAGAUUGCCUGCACUCACUCCGCUUCUCUCUUUACCCGAUCGGCCACAAGUGCGCAAUGCUGGAUGCAGAGGUGCAGUGGUCUGUUGUCACCUGUUGUCAAGAGGCGGUGUCGUCGGUCGAGUUGGGCUGGUCAAUACCUCGGAAGGUACACCUGCGACGCUUCGACAAGUGAAUAAAAGAUGGAUAGCAGAGUGCUGACGGCAGCAAACGCCCUCAACUUAUGCGGUGGAAAAAUGUGUGGACGAUAUAUAUCACGGUUGCAAAUGCGCUUCAAGUAGGACGAAGGCAUCAGGCAGUGAACCACCAUCCCACUUUGGCGC
Molecule: messenger RNA, 805 nt
Organism: Mollisia scopiformis
Lineage: Eukaryota; Fungi; Ascomycota; Leotiomycetes; Helotiales; Mollisiaceae
Exons: 1
Coding region: 150-683 (177 amino acids)
Source: RefSeq, a predicted model, not a curated record